Molecule: messenger RNA, 4499 nt
Organism: Orcinus orca (killer whale)
Lineage: Eukaryota; Metazoa; Chordata; Mammalia; Artiodactyla; Delphinidae
Gene: LNX1
Product: ligand of numb-protein X 1
Exons: 11
Coding region: 773-2926 (717 amino acids)
Biological process (GO): ubiquitin-dependent protein catabolic process
Cellular component (GO): cytoplasm
Molecular function (GO): protein binding; ubiquitin-protein transferase activity
Source: RefSeq, a predicted model, not a curated record
UUUAUCUGUCGAGGCUCCCGUGAUGUCACGCAUUUCCUGGUCUCCACCGACCAGUGCCUUCCUCCUUCCUCAAGGCACCUAUAUGACCGGUGGAGGCCGGUCCUGCUCAGGUGGCCCAAGGAGCUGCUGGGUUAACCCACAAGGCGAGAGAGCUGCAGGGUUGUUGCUGCUUUGAGAGCCCCAGGCAGCACUCGAAAAGGUGAGCUGAAACCCUCCAUUUUUCUCUCCGGGCAUUUAGACCACUGGCCCCUGACGGAUCAGAAGGAAGAAUUUGAAUGAAAAAUAUAAACUGAAUGGUUUAGCCCUGAGUGUUUGACCCAGCGGGAGAAGCCCUUUUUGAAAGGAAAAGAGAUGCCGUUGACAUUUUGGUGACACCGGAACUUUCUCCCAGUCCAGAUAUUUAAUCCUUUUUGUUUCUCUUAAUCAUUAAUCCUGCCUCUGCUUGUCUGGGAAGUUGAACUAAUUAUUAUUUUUUUAAACUCUGAAGUGGAGUGGGGACUUUUUUUGAAACUUAACUCAAACAUGCAGACCUGUUCAGCCGUGUUGGGAGGGGGCUGAAUUCAGAGUUGCCUUAUUUUGUCCUACCUUCUGCGUUCACCGGAGGCAAUUUGCAUCUAAACCUGUGAGAUGACCUCAAUUUUUUUUCUCCUGAAAGUCUGUUCCGCCAACAGGUUUGUGGAUGGCUCCUAGAAGAUCUUGAUUCUCUCCGGAGGAUACAUCGUUUUCCUGGGUCGGUUUCCUGUCACACUGCCCUGCCCCCUCCCAGUCAACCAUGAACCAGCUGGACCCUGCUGAGGACCCAGAUGCCAUCCCUGCCCCCCCGUGUGUGGUGUGCGGCCAAGCCCACGCCCCUGAGGAAAACCACUUCUACACCUACACGGAAGAAGUGGACGAUGACCUCAUUUGCCACAUCUGCCUGCAAGCUCUGCUGGACCCUCUGGACACUCCCUGCGGACACACCUACUGCACACCCUGCCUCACCAACUUCCUGGUGGAAAAGGACUUCUGCCCUGUGGAUCGCAAGCCUGUGAUCCUGCAGCACUGCAAGAAAUCGAGCAUCCUGGUCAACAAGCUCCUCAACAAGCUGCUGGUGACCUGCCCGUUCACAGAGCACUGCGCGCAGGUCCUGCAGCGCUGCGACCUUGACCAUCACUUUCAAAUGAGCUGCAAAGGUGCCUCCCACUACGGCCUCACCAAAGACCGGAAGAGGCACUCUCAGGAGGGCUGUCCAGACGGCUGUGCCAGCCUCACAGCAACAGCGCUGUCCCCAGAGGUUUCUGCAGCUGCCACUAUCUCCUUAAUGACAGACGAGCCUGGCCUAGACAACCCUGCCUACGUGUCCACAGCAGAGGACGGUCAGCCAAACAGCCCCCUGGACUCUGGCCGGAGCAACCGAACAAGGGCACGGCCCUUUGAGCGAUCCACCAUCAGAAGCAGAUCUUUUAAAAAAAUAAACCGAGCCUUGAGUGUUCUUCGAAGGACAAAGUGUGGAAGUACAGUUGUCAACCAAGCUGAGCAGGGCAGAGAGAAUUCUGAAAACACCACUGCCCCUGACGUCUUUCCAAGGUUGUAUCACCUGAUUCCAUAUGGUGAAAUUACCAGAGUGAAGAUCAACCGAGCGGAUCCCAAUGAAAACCUCUCCAUUAGGCUUGUGGGAGGCAAUGAAACCCCGCUGGUCCACAUCAUUAUCCAGCACAUUUAUCGUGACGGGGUGAUUGCCAGAGACGGCCGGCUACUGCCAGGAGACAUCAUCCUAAAGGUCAACGGGAUGGACAUCGGCAACGUACGGCACAACUAUGCCCUGCACCUCCUGAGGCAGCCCUGCCAGGUGCUGUGGCUGACGGUGCUGCGGGAGCAGAAGUUCCAGAGCAGGACUGAUGGGCAGCCCCUGGACACCUACGGGCCCCGGGAUGACAGUUUCCACGUGAUCCUCAACAAAAGCAGCCCGGAGGAGCAGCUUGGAAUAAAACUGGUGCGCAAGGUGGACGAGCCUGGGGUGUUUAUUUCCAACGUUCUGGAUGGUGGCGUGGCAGACCGACACGGUCAGCUGGAGGAGAACGAUCGUGUGUUAGCCAUCAAUGGACAUGACCUUCGGUACGGCAGCCCGGAAAGUGCAGCUCAUCUGAUUCAGGCCAGUGAAAGGCGCAUUCACCUCGUCGUGUCCCGCCAGCAUCGGCAGCGGAGUCCUGACAUCUUUCAGGAAGCUGGCUGGAACAGCAGCGGCAGCUGGUCCCCAGGCCCAGGGGACAGGAGCAACACUCCCAAGCCCCUCCACCCUGUAGUCACUUGUCAUGAGAAGGUGGUAAGUGUCCAAAAAGACCCCAGUGAAUCACUCGGCAUGACCGUUGCAGGGGGAGCAUCACAUAGGGAGUGGAAUUUGCCAAUCUAUGUCAUCAGUGUUGAGCCCGGAGGAGUCAUAAGCAGAGAUGGAAGAAUAAAAACAGGUGACGUUCUGUUGAAUGUGAACGGGAUUGAACUAACAGAGGUCAGCCGGAGCGAGGCGGUUGCUUUAUUGAAAAGCACAUCCUCCUCGGUGGUACUUAAAGCUUUGGAAGUCAGAGAAUGUGAGCCCCAGGAAGAAGGCAGCAGCCCAGCAGCGCUGGACUUCAACCACAAAGACACGGCCCCACCUGGCAACCGGUCCCCCUCCUGGGUCAUGUGGCUGGAAUUACCACGGUACCUGUACAACUGUAAAGAUGUUAUACUGCGAAGAAACACAGCUGGAAGUCUGGGCUUCUGCAUUGUAGGAGGUUAUGAAGAAUACAAUGGGAACAAACCUUUCUUUAUCAAAUCCAUUGUUGAAGGAACACCAGCAUACAACGAUGGAAGAAUCAGUAUAGCUAGUAACUGUAUACAAACUCUACGUGCUGCUCAACCAAUGAGCCUUGGAAGAACCAUCAAGAAAGGCCAAACCAGCUUGACCUAGCUCAUAAAAGAUGGCUUUGAGGCAAUUCAAAUUUGUCACAGUGACGAGUAUUUUGUCCAUGUGCCUGCCAGAAACUACAUUUAGGGCAAGUUAUUUCAGAGGUCACCCAAGUGCCAUUAGAUUUUAUUACUUUGGAUAGAAAAGUUCCCCUUUAGUUUCACCAUGAACCCAAAUUUAGAACACUGCUAUCAAAAAGUUGUAGUAUCAGGCUUCCCUGGUGGCGCAGUGGUUGAGAGUCUGCCUGCCGAUGCAGGGGACACGGGUUCGUGCCCCGGUCCGGGAAGAUCCCACAUGCCGCGGAGCGGCUGGGCCCGUGAGCCAUGGCCGCUGAGCCUGCGCGUCCGGAGCCUGUGCUCCGCAACGGGAGAGGCCACAGCAGUGAGAGGCCCGCAUACCACAAAAAAAAAAAAAAAAAAAAGUUGCAGUAUCAAAACUGUAUGAGUUCUUUAAUAUGCAAAGCAAUAGUGCCACAGCAGUGAUAAAAGACUAGUUUUAAUCUCAAGACUCAGAGGUGCCUUUUGAUGCAUUUUGCAGUGCAACUUCUUAAGAGACUGGUAUUUGAUUAACUCCUCAAGGAAACUGGCCAAGAGGGAACCUUGACCUUUAUCAAUCAGAUAUUAUGUACACAGCUAAACAUAGCUCUUUAAAUUCCCUGCUGAGUGACUCAUUCACAUUACUUUCUUCGAUACAAAGUCAUUACUGUCUAUUUUUUAAAUAUUACAAGACAAAGAUUUUUAACUUAACAUGAAAAAUUCACUCUUUUAUUUUAGAAGAAAAAAGUUAACUUUUCAUACUAAAAGAACAAGAUUAAAGGCAAAUUUCUUAAACAUUAUCCAGAAAAAUAAGAUUUAUAGUAUCUAUUUCUGGCACUACUGUACACAAAAGGCCAUAACCAUGCCUAUUCUGCAGGUGUAGCUUCGGUGCUCUCCUGUUCAGGGGCAGGUUCGCUGCCAGCUUCUUUUCCUUCUUUGCUUCUUUUAGAUUUUUUGUGCUUGUGUCUCCUAUGACUGUCUCCUUCUUCACUUUCAUGGCGACGUCUACUAUUACUAAAGAAAAAAGAAAGGUGUAUUCUUAAAAAUGUUUAAGUAGUGACGGAUCAACCUACUUUAGGUAAAUUCUCGGUAUAACAGUGGGUUUUAAAUAAUCUAAUACUUUCUUUUUCUCAAACACAUUUUGGGGAGUAAUUAUUUUUUAUGUGACCUUUAUGCUGAGAUUAUAUUUACAUUUAAUGCUCACCUUCAUUAAUAUUUUCCUAGAACCCUAAGGACCAUAUACAUUAGAUUAUGAGACCGACGCACCGCCCACUAUGCCAAGAGGGCCACUAGGGCCCAUAUACUUCAUUCUAAAAGACUAAAUUACAAAUUAGAAACUGAAGCACUAGAUCAGAACAGGAAAUACUUCCUAGAGUUGAUUUUAGGCAAACAAUAGGCAUUAAAAUUUAAUGCUGAUUUUUUUUUUUUUGGUGGGGGGGACUAUAAGGCCCUGAAUUUUCUUUGAUUAAACUGAACAUCAGUUUGUUUAAUAACAAUUACUACUAAAAACUGAUUCAUAUGACAAAUCCCCCCCCCCACCC